Messenger RNA from Gadus morhua (Atlantic cod), 2292 nucleotides. RefSeq names its product Mg_trans_NIPA domain-containing protein. Gene Ontology annotation, cellular component: membrane. The transcript is spliced from 6 exons. The record is from RefSeq and is a predicted model, not a curated record. Gene Ontology annotation, molecular function: magnesium ion transmembrane transporter activity. Gene Ontology annotation, biological process: magnesium ion transport. The coding region runs from base 616 to 1701 and encodes 361 amino acids. NCBI's taxonomy places the organism in Eukaryota, Metazoa, Chordata, Actinopteri, Gadiformes, Gadidae.
AACGCAUUUUUUUUUUUUAGCACAAAUUACAUGGAGGGUAUUGAGGUUUUAUUUGUAGUUCUUUACUAUUUUACAAAUUACAAAGAACGUUCCAUUUUUUUUUAUACUGACGGCUGUUGUCCAAUAGGCCUACUAUAAUCAUACAUUCCUGUAACCACUAAUUACAAACAGAUAUGUCUCUACGAAUCAUUUAGUUAUCCAUAUGUUAUAGUUUAUUUUGGAGCCUACGUAUGCUUAUUUCUGUCUGUCUUCUCUCAACUUAUACAAUUUUUUAAGUUGAGACACAAUGAUGCUGUAUUUUAUUCCCAAUGAAAGAGAAAAAAUGCUUUCGGAUUUAGUCCUUAACUAAAUCGGAGUAAAUCUAAACUGAACCGAUGCGGGGUCCCCAGACCAAGUGAGGUGCAGUUCUUGGUUUGCGCUACUGGUUCCUGGAGAGCGGGUCGGGUUCCUGGUGAGCGGGUCUGGUUCUGGUGGGCGGUUUGGGUUCCUGGGGAGCGGUACUGGUUCUUGCGGAGCUGAUCGCAGCUCGAGCCUCUGUCUGUCGUGCAGCGUGAUCAGGAAGUCCUCAGCGCUCCCUUACUGGAUCUCUUUCAACAGUGACGAAUGGGCUGAAAGAUGGAUGUCAACCGGAAGGAUUUCUACAUCGGUCUGUCUUUGGCGAUCGGAUCCAGUGUCUUUAUCGGGGCGAGCUUUAUUUUGAAAAAGAAAGGCUUGCUACGAUUGGCCAGCAAGGGUUCAAUGCGAGCAGGCCAGGGAGGUUAUUCGUACCUUAAAGAAUGGCUGUGGUGGGCGGGGCUGAUCUCAAUGGGUGUUGGCGAAGCUGCAAACUUUGCAGCAUAUGCGUUUGCACCUGCAACCCUUGUGACCCCUCUCGGAGCCAUGAGUGUACUCGUAAGUGCUGUGCUGUCCACCCAUUUUCUGAAUGAGAAGUUGAACGUCCAUGGAAAAGUGGGGUGCCUGUUGUGCAUCUUUGGCUCCACGGUGAUGGUGGUGCAUGCGCCCCAGGAGGAGGAGGUGGCCUCGCUCGGCAGCAUGGCUGAGAAGCUCAAAGACCCCGGCUUUAUUGUUUUCGCCACUUCCGUGGUUCUGAUCAGCCUGGUCCUCAUUUUCGCCGUGGCGCCCAAAUACGGCCAGAAGAACGUCCUGGUCUACAUCCUGAUCUGCUCCGUGAUUGGCUCGCUGUCCGUGUCCUGCGUGAAGGGCCUGGGCAUCGGCUUCAAGGAGCUGGUGGCCGGGACGGCCGUGCUUAAGGAGCCGCUCUUCUGGUGCCUGCUCGUCUGCCUGGUGAUCUGCGUGAGCGUCCAGAUCAGCUACCUGAACAAAGCGCUGGACAUCUUCAACACCUCCAUCGUCACGCCCAUCUACUACGUGUUCUUCACCACCUCGGUCAUGGCCUGCUCGGCCAUCCUCUUCAAGGAGUGGCUGCGCAUGAACACGGACGGCGUAGUGGGCACCGUCAGCGGGUUCCUCACCAUCAUCAUGGGGAUACUGCUGCUGCACGCCUUCAAGGACAUCCCCUUCACCUGGGAGACGCUGCCGCUGUACCUGAGGAACGGCCUGCAGGGGGCGCCCUGGCAUCAGCUCCCCUAUGCAGCCCUCCCCGAACACCAGAGCGAGAAGGCAGGAGAGGGCGGGCCGACGAUGGGGGGGUAUCCCCCAGGAAGCCCUGUGAGGAGGAAGGGCAGCCUUGGGGCGGUCUAGCCACUAACACCCCCCCCCCCCCCAAAAAAAGAAAGUAUUGCAUUUUAUUGACUCGCCGACCUUUCUAGCUCGGCAACUGUAGCGUUGACAUUUUUUUUUUUUUUUUUUUCAAAAAGGUGCGUCUGCUUGCUGUGAGCAUACACAACUGAUCACUUAUUUUACUAUCUGAAUGUUAUGGUUUUUUUGACACUAUCACACUUCCGACACUAUCGCCUAUUUCAGUGAAUUGUGAAUGUGUAAUCAUACAAUCCCAAUGCUCACUUUGAGUUAACAUUUAAAUUCACUUAAGCCAUUUUUUUUUAAAUGGUAAAGCAUAUAUGCGUCAUUUGCACCUAAAGUUAAUUUAUUUGCCAAUAUACCAAUGAGACCAUAUCUCCUGAUGGUCUUCCUUUUUAAGUCACUGAAUGACCCCAGGACUAGCUUUGAAUAAUGGACUGUUCUUGAGUAUCCUAUUUGGAUCAGUCCAUUCGAUAUACCGUGAUGUGCCUUAAACAGAUUUGGUUUCAACUGACAUAUUCUUUAUUGCAUAUGUACAUUAACAUUGUUAACGAAGAUCAUGUAUGUUAUCAAUAAAGACACUGAUAACACCCA